Molecule: messenger RNA, 1377 nt
Organism: Serendipita indica DSM 11827
Lineage: Eukaryota; Fungi; Basidiomycota; Agaricomycetes; Sebacinales; Serendipitaceae
Source: the annotation of a GenBank genome assembly
AUGGGACAGUAUUGGCUGCUUUUCAAUGUGGACAAGCGGCAAACAGAACCCUUAGAGAGUCACAAGUUUGCCGACAACUUUUGUUAUAAAACGUCGGCCAUCUUUCCAUUGAUCGUCGAGGGCGAACAGGCAUGGUCCAAGCACGACCGGAUCCUCCUUGUCGGCGACGAAAGCGAUGCAUUUCCUCCCCGGACAGUCUCAAAGGCUGAGCUGAGGGAGAUGCUUCAGUCGAUAAUGGAACGCUCUUCCAACCCUAUGGAGGUACCUCCAGUGGAUGAUGUCAGAUUUGAUGAAGCUAUGAAGUAUGCAAGUCCAUAUGGUUAUGCUGCUUGCUGCGAAGAGACGGGCUGGACGGAGAAUCAGUCGGUUGCAAUAGACUUGACCCAAGGAGACGUUUGCCUGGCCAAUCUAUGCAACAAAGAAUAUAUACGCAACGCUCCGUUUAUUCCUGAGGACAAUCGCCAUCACACAGGUUUGAGCCAGGCCAUGUUUGCAAAGAUCGCCUGGAGUCAAAGUCGUAGCGUAUCGCUUCCCGGGCCAGCAUUAUUUCACCAGGGUACAUGGGCUGGGGCAAGACUGGCUAUUUUGCCUACAGCAAAGGUGGAAAGCCACGACUUCGUCGACAUUACGAAGCAGACCUUUUUCGAGUGCUCGAAGGAACCGUGUCAAAAGCUACUGGAAUUGCAGAAUGCCAAGUACGACCCCUAUUCGGAGAAGGAGAACUCGGAGCCGAUACGAGACAACUACGAAUAUCCGAAUGCCAUCCCAAUCACCUCUCGUGAAGCAGUUUCACUGCCAGCAGCGAAUCUUACAAGACUGGAAUUACUCCCGGCGGAGAUCCAUGAACUCAUCAUAGGGGAGCUGCCGCCUAAAUCAGUCUUGGCAUACCUGAAGACCAGUCGCUCUCUCUUUAUGUAUUCCGUUCUUCAACUUUACCAGACCGUCACGUUGGGCUCAGCCCGGUACACUUCCACUUUCCUAUUCACACUCAGAAAGAGGCCAUUUCUGCGAGACGCAGUCAAAGAACUUGUCGUGACCAUACGACCUCACCACUCUUCCCGGGCUGACAUGCAUCUCAUUCUCCUCCAGCUCCCAAGUCUAAGGAAACUCGUAAUUCGUCCAAGUUGGAUCACAUAUGGACCACUCAUGUCAUCAAGAUACCCAUUCAAGCUGCAGCACCUUUCGUGGGGGUUGAUCGUGGAUCCCGCAAUGAACCGCUUCCUCCGGACACAACCAACCAUUAAACAUUUCGAGUUUCCUCAAUGGGACGUCAUGCCACCGGAAUGGUUCUAUUUCUGGCCCGACCUGCUGCCGAACCUGCGAUCUAUCAACGCACCGCCAACCUUGCGCGAGAAACUUGCGAAUCUGAUGGUAUGA